Menidia menidia (Atlantic silverside) is the source of this 5510-nucleotide messenger RNA. Lineage: Eukaryota; Metazoa; Chordata; Actinopteri; Atheriniformes; Atherinopsidae. The record is from the annotation of a GenBank genome assembly.
UCAGAGCCGCUGCUGCCUCGUCUCCAGACACUUCCUGCACCGAGCAAGUCUCACAGACCGCGACUGAGUCGUCGUGAAGGGGGGGGAGACAAAAUGAGGAACAGAGAUCUUUGGGAAGGAACGUGAGGCUUUGCUCAAGGACACUAAGAUGACAUAAACUAAGGACCCACCUGGAACUGUCUACUUGUUUGUCUUUUGUUUCUCUUUCGUCUUGUUUUUUUAUUUUUAUUUUUUGUUUUUGUGGCAACGUCUUUUCUUGGAUAAAACUUCAGCAUAUCACACUACUGUCCAGGAGACUGGCGCUGUCACUCCUCUCGUCUGCCUCCUGUAUACCACUAAGAUUUAAGAUAGCAAUAGCGGUAUCAAAGGUCUUGAAGAACCUGCACUUAUCAUAUCUUUGUGGCAUUAAUUACACUUCAGGCUGCACUUUCCAUGCAACAUGAUUUACUUAAAUUUUGUCUAUUCGCUUCACUGAAUUGUUUUAGCCUCCUUGUGUAAACGAGGUGUGUUUGUUUUUUCGUUUUCAUCCUUAAAUGAUCUGCGUGUUAAUGGAAUAAGAAGGUAAAGUUUUGUCAAUUUGUGUAAUUAUUUAAAGAUCUAUUGUUGAUGUAAUAUUGCUGCUCUGCUGCCUUGUGUGGCUUUAAGUUGUGAUGUAACAUUUUUUUUAUACAUAUGCAAUUUUUUGGUGAACAACACUCGUUUAUAAAGUCUGAUUUUUACAUUUUUAUUUGUAUUGAAGUAUUGCCCAUCUCAGUUUCAACUGACAGGGAACAGUGUAAGCUGACAGCUCUUAAGAUCAAACUGUGACGCAUAUUUGUUUUAGUAGUUCCCAUUUUCACUGGAUGAACAAAUAACUGGAAAAAGUUGAGUUUUUCCUUUCAAAUGAAAACCUAAAGUGACAUGGACACACAGGGACACAAAUUGUUUUUAUAAAAAAAAAGUUUUUGGUGAAGUUUCUUGAAGAAUGAUUCUGAAGUGAUUUCAGGGAUAUAGUUCUUGGAUAUUGUGACAAAUUUAGAUUUGCCCUUCGACCUUCUGACCGCAGAAAAAUCUACUGUUGGCCUUGCUGGACUGUUUAAAGUGUGUCCAUUUGAACAGCAAGGAUGCGAUCUCCUGGACCUUCUUCACCUUCUCCCGCUGAAGCCCUCCUUCAUGGCCAGUUUGCCAGCUGGGGCUCUGGCAGUAAUGGCAACAAUAACAGCUGCCCCAACAGCCCUGGAGGCCCUGGAGGGCUCUCCCCCGCUGCCUCCCCAAGUCUGGCUCCGGCAUCCAAUUAUGCCUUGACCCUCACCCACACCCACAUACAUAUUCAGCGUCUGUCGCCGCGUUCAGGAAAGGAGGCCCGCCUCCUGCUGCCUUUGGCCGAGCUGGUGGGGUGCAGCUGCCCCCGGGCCCCCGCGCCACCCCUGCUGGUGCUGUAUUGGUACCCUCCGGGGAAAAAACGAAAGGGGGUGUCGCGGCGCAGGCAGGUGAGGGCUUACCUCGCAGAGACCAGGCCUGAGGCAGAGCGGUGGUCAGCUGCCGUGCAGUGUCUGCUCCGGGGGGUGACCGUCACUGCUGAAACAGAAUUCUCAAGAAGUCUCCUACCUCGUCCCAGGCGACUACUGUUAUUAGUCAAUCCGUUUAGUGGAAGGGGCCAGGCAAUGCAGUGGUGUCAGACCUACAUCCUGCCAAUGAUCAGAGAGGCCAACAUUAGCUACAACCUCAUACAGACAGAACGUCAAAACCACGCGAGAGAGCUUAUCAGAGAGAUUUCCCUCUCGGAGUGGGACGGGAUCAUCAUCGUUUCUGGGGAUGGCUUGCUGCAUGAGGUAAUCAAUGGGCUGAUGGAGCGCCCAGACUGGGAACAAGCAAUAAAAACCCCCGUCGGCAUUCUGCCCUGUGGCUCCGGGAAUGCACUGGCUGGUUCCAUCAACCACCACGCAGGGUAUGACAUGUGCCUUCGAGAGACGCUCCUGUUGAACUGCUGCUUUUUACUCUGUCGAGGCGGUGUCCGUCCCAUGGACCUGGUCUCCGUGACAACGAGCCCCGCUCCCUCCAAUCACAGCCAUGCUGCUGCACCCAGGAGACUGUUUUCCUUCCUUUCUGUUGCCUGGGGCUUUGUGUCGGACGUGGACAUUGAGAGUGAGAGGUAUCGUGGCUUGGGCUCUGCUCGGUUCACCCUCGGCACCUUAGUGCGCAUCGCUUCGCUCCGAUCCUACAAGGGUCGACUGUCCUACCUGCCUCCCUCUGUUAUCGCCACAUCUCCAGAUGGCACACCUCCUCCGCCAAGGAGACCACUCUCCCGCAGUAUCACAGAAGGCUUGGAUGGCUUCUGGCGAACGCCUAUCCAUCGCACCUGCUCCGACAUGGGCAUCAGUGAGCAGAGGAGCCUAAGAAAGGGUGAAGGAGAGAGGGAAAAGGAGGAGAGGCAGAGAGAGAGGGAGAGGAGAAGGGUGAGAGCCAGAGGGGGAGGAACCGGAGUGGUGAGAGCAAGCAGUUUGGCAGAAGACAGGGAGAGGGAGGGGGAGAUGGAGAUGGAAACAGAAGAGGAGAAGUCAGGAACAUGUUCAGAGAGGUCUGGAACAAGUUCUGAAUCAAAUGAAAGGGAUGGAUGCAAUAUGGGGAGGGAAGAAAGGCUGCAGAGGAUCAACGAUGAAAGGGAAGAUGAGGGAAUGGUGGAUGAAGACUCUGCCGAGAUGGAGGAGGAGGAUAAGGGGAAGGGCGGGGAAAGCAGUGGUGGAUCAGUAGAGGGGGAGGGAGUGUUGCAUGCGCGGGAGCUGGGAGAGCGAUACGGGGUAGACGUGGGGCGAGAGGCAGAUGAAGAGCCAGAGCCCAGCAUCAACCGCCAGGACAGUCCUCAGGAAGCCAGACAGGUGGUAAGAAAGAAUUCAGCUCCAUCGAGUCAGAUCGCCGCCACUCUGUUCGGCCAGGAGGCUAACGCAGAUUCUGGCUCCUCGUACGGGCCGGAGGACAUGGACCUGAAUGGAACCUACUUCCAGAAGGAAUCCUACCCUCUGGAUGUGGCCCGGGAGCGAGCCCUCACCAUCUCGUCUCCUUUUCGACACUCUCCGUUCUCUUACAAGCAAAAGGCCCUGGACCAAAACCAAAACGCCUCCCGUCCCAGGCCCCUCUCACUCCUUCAGCACUCCCACUCCAACACCCUCCCCCCUAAAUUCCCCUCCCUGUCCCUGUCUCCUACACCUCCCUCUUCUCCUUCCUGUGCUUCCCCACACUCGUCAUCCUACCUCGCCCCCCGUCCAAACACCCCAAAUUCCUCCUCGCCCUCUCCUUCCAUACGCACACCGUCCUCAUCCUUUAACUUUGACAUAGCCGAACCAGCAGGACCCUUCAAGAACCGUCCAUUCAUUUCGCUGCCUUUAGAUCUACCGAGGGAUGACUUGUUACCCCCUCUUGACCAGCCCCUUCCCACCAGAGACUGGGUCGCCAUUGAGGGGGACUUUGUCUUAGUCUUGGCCCUUUAUCAGUCCCACCUCGGGGCUGACCUCCACGCCGCACCCCAGGCCAGGUUCGACGACGGCCUCAUCCACCUGACCUUUGUUCGGGCAGGGAUCUCCAGAGCCACCCUACUGAGACUCUUCUUCGCCAUGGAAAGAGGAAACCACCACUCGGUCAGCUCACCGUACGUGAGCCACGUCAGCUGUAGGGCCUUCAGGCUGCAGCCUCUGUCUACACGGGGAACCCUCACCGUGGAUGGAGAACUCGUGCCCUACGGGCCGCUCCAAGCACAGGUCCAUCCUUCCAUGGCCCGUCUCGUUGUUGGAGACUCUGGAGUGCAGAUUACUAGAUUUUAAUCAGGGAUUUCUUGAGUAGAAUGCACUCUAUUGAAUUUUUUUUAUCUCUGUUGCCAUCAGUACUAAGUAGGUAGUAUCUGAGACACCUAAAUUAGCCUGGAGUGCGGGAACUGCUUUAGUAGGGAUUAACAAAAGGGAUAAUUCACCGAGCCACGCAUCAUCGCAGAACGACUGCAGGGAUUAAAAGUGAAUUUGAGAAUGGAUGAAAAAUGCGCUUCGUUGCACAGAUGUUGGAUCGUGCUCAGUCUGACCUGAGAAGCAUGUCAACUGCACAGUUGUGGAUAUUAAGAGGGAAGAACAAUCAAAUGUUGUGGAUGUUUCUGUGCAGCCUGUGCAUGUGUUGGAUCUAUACAUGUUAGUAUGCAUGCAAAGAAGCACCACGCAAUUUUUGCCUUAUAUUGAGACGAUGAGAAAUCAAGAAUAUUUUCUGGAAAUGAAAAAGUUGCUUUUAAAAGUGGAAAGUUAUACUUAAAAAAGAAAAUAACACAGAGAUUCACAUGGGCCAGCCCAACAUGCUAAACUAUCUUUCUCUUACCUUCAGUCUCACCAGUGUCCAAACGUUUAAGUAUGAGAACUUCGGUCCCUUGAAAGAAUGCCUUAUCUGGCACUGUACAGUGCAGUUGUACCUUUGCCUGUUCUUUCUUAUAUAAGAAAGCUAAACCUUAUUGACCUGCGUCUGAUUGAAAGAUUACAUCGUAAUCUUAAAAAGCAUAAAAGCAAACUUGUGCUUGUUUAUCCAGACGGGUUCUUCACUCCAGCUACAAAGUGUUAUUUUUUAACACGCCCGCUGUUUGACAGCAGAUGAAAUUGUGGCUCCAACUCCACAUUUGGCUGCUGGAUUCUGCUGGAGAUGAUAUUGAUAUCAGUCUUUGAAACCCACUGAACAUGAAAAUGUCAGAACAAUUCCCCAAUUUAAAAAAAAAAAUCUAAUUCAGCAUGAUAUUGUUUGACAAAUGCAGCCGUCUCUGAGUUAUCACAUUUGAUGGUGACAUAUCAACCUCAGUCAGAUAGGAAGUUGUGCAUUUAUUUUGCACCAGCUUGAAUUGAAGCAGUUGCACAAUAACCUUUCCGUACUAACUACACCGUAACGCAGUAGAAUAUCUUUGUCAGAAAACGGGUUGGUUAGCAUUUGCAACCCAAUCCAGGUAUUAAGAUUGAAUCACAUUAAUUUCAGUGUCUAAGAUUAAUUAAAUGUUGAACACUCAUGGCUGUGGAAAAGAGGCACCGAAAGCUCAGACAAAGAAUAAGCAACAUAGAACACAGAAGCAACACUAAGCAGAGCCGUGCUGUAUUGUUGGAUCAUGAGAUCGAUGAGUGGAGGAAAAUCCUCGUUGCACUGUUAGAAAAGUGCCAGUCUGAAGUGACCCCUUUUAUUUUCCUUAUAGAAAAAAACAUGCUGAUUGCAAAUGAGAAGUAAAAUCCCCCAGCACACUUUGGAGCCUCGCUUUUACAAAUGGAUUUUACUCCAUAACCUGCGGACAGACUUGAUCUGGGAUGAGAACAAGAAAAAAGUUUCUCAACGUAACGUGCCAACUGCUCCGAUCAUCAUCGGCAUACUGUACGACUCAGUCACGCCAUGACAAAUCAAUGCCUUUGUAUGAUAAGCCUGUAGAUUCUGGCUGCCGAUCACAGACUGUUUCAUCCUGACUGCAGAAAAUGAAGUCAAACUCUAUACUUACCAGUAUGUGUUUUUGUUUUCUUUCUUUCUUUCUUUCU